This is a messenger RNA of Amoebophrya sp. A120, 5793 nucleotides long. The record is from the annotation of a GenBank genome assembly. NCBI's taxonomy places the organism in Eukaryota, Dinophyceae, Syndiniales, Amoebophryaceae.
CAAUGGCUUGCGUGUCGAGCGAAAUAGAUUGAAAUCCUCGGAGCAGCCAUUGGCGCUGCUGCAGAGCGCCGUGCCGCAGCUUCUGGUGCGCGCGUCCAGCGGUCGGUUGAGCUUAGUUGUAAAGUCGGUUGUGCUUAGUAUUAGAUAGUAGCGCUGGGGUGUACGCCGCAUGUGCAGCCUGCCUGGCGUAGACGUGAACAAUGCACAAGCUGAGUAGAACUAGAAGAAUGCAGACACACGAUGCCAACCGGCUGCUGACACACGACGCCAGCCGGCUGCUGUAGCUAGUUUCCUGUACAGGGCCAGGAGUUUCGUGCCGACGCAUCUCGAUCGGAACCGUUUCGGGUUCUGGUGUCCAAAGUAAGCUGUGUGUAGAUGGAUAGGUAGCCAAAUUUAGCGAGCGUGGGAGGUUGGUCUAUCCGAUUAAGCUCGACAGCUUGAGACCUGUGUUUGUAACACGGCUUCCGUCUGUGUCCCACUCGUAUCGCUUUUUGUGGGGACAAUAGGUUCUUGUAGUCCCGCAAACGCCUCUUAUAGAAAGAUACUUACUGGCCUGCAAGUGCAUGGCUGCCAGUUCGGGCCACGAGGAGGGCUCACCAGCUGUAGGUUGCGCAAUGACCAGCAAGUCUGCAGGUCUAGUUUUGACCAGGAGGCCUGAUACUCUUCUACCAGGGGCUUCGUUGUAUUUCGAUGCCAAGUUGUGGUCGUGAAAAGAAAAUAAGCGUACAGAAAUGCGCGAGCUAAUCUUCUUUGCUCGGUUCCCCAGCCCAGCUCGGGGCCGCCGUGUGCACAGGUUAUUUUUCGUGCUGACGAGACGAUCUACAAAUGACGCCCUUAUUGCAUUGCACUACUUCUGCUAGUGCGGGCACAAGACAGACUUGUGCAGACAAGCUGAAGAGUACUGUGCGAAGCAGGAGCUAGUUUGAAUUGAAAACUGCAGCAACACUGCGAUUUUUAUGUAUCCGCUGCGUUCUUUCAUCACAUUGCGUGUAGCAGGAGACUACGGUUAUAAGCAAUUACGCACGAAGGGAUUGUAAUCAGUUGUGAAAAAAUGAAAACACCUAUUAACAACUACAGCAGGAGCAGCAUAUCCAUAUCGACAGGGAAAAUACAGAUAUUCCUGGGAGGUCUCCCCUUUUGAAAACUAUGCCUUCUCCUCUAUGACCUGCUCAGACGGAACAAUGUCAAACGCAAUGGCGUCGAUGCUAAUUCUCAACUAUCAUAAUAAAUGUAUGACCGGGCACGCGUGGUCUUGCGAGCCUGUGAGUCAAGGCCGACAGUGGUCGGUCUAUAUUUUAUGAGCGGGCUCAACCCGCCCAUCACGGUAACCAAAUCCUGAGUAGCAUGAAUAUGAACCAGACAGGGGCGCAGUUUUGCGUUGCUUUUCCUGUUCUGUGUUUGACAUGCUGGGUUUUCAGGGACUUGCGCCCCUGCCGAUGGUAGCUUGAUUGUGAUUUGCCGAGGGUGAUUGGAGCUACUGUUUCGCUCUGCCUUAGGCCGAUUUAUUUCAUCCUGAUUUCUCCCGUUCUGGAGAGGGAGAGAAGUUUAUUUUCAGUCCUAGUUUCGGACUAUGGUUGCUCUCUCCUGAUUUCUCCCGGUCCGGAGAGGGAGAGUGAGUUUAUUUCCAGUCCUAGUUUCGGGCUAGGUUGGAUUUCUCCUGAUUUCUCCCGUUCCGGAGAGGGAGACGAUGUUUAUUUCCAGUCCUAGUUUCAGACUAGGUUGGCUUUCUCCUGAUUUCUCCCGUUCCGGAGAGGGAGCGAGAGUUUGUUUCCAGUCCUAGUUUCGGACUAGGUUGGCUUUGGAUUUCCAUUGAUUUCUCCCGUUCCGGAGAGGGAGAGCGAAUUUAUUUCCAGUCCCAGUUUCGGACUAGGUUGCAUCUCUCCUGGUUUCUCCGGUUCCGGAGAUGGAGUGAGGUUAUUUCCAGUCCUAUUUUCGGACCGUGUUUGAUUUCUCCUAUUUUCUGAGGGAGGAUUUUAUUUUCGUCCUAGCCUCGGACUAUGUUGAUUUCUCGCGCUUUAUAUGUUCCGUUCUGGAGAGGGGACUUUAUUUCUACUUCUAGGCCUAGCUUCGGACUAGGUGUGAUCUCUCCUGAUGUCUAGCGUUCUGUGGAGGGGAAAUCUAGUCUCAGUCCUAGUUUUCUCGGACUAUGUCGGGCGUUGGUUGUUUUCUCCCGUUUCUGGAGGGAGAAAGUGUAUUUCUAUCGCAGACGGAACAAUGUCAAACGCAAAAAUGGCGUCGACGCUAAUUUUCAAAUAUCAUGCUGAAUGCAGGGAAAACGCCGGCGAAAAGCCAAUUGAGUAUUUUCUUUCCGUAGUGGCGCAGCGUAGGCGUACGCGUACACAUAGCAGAUUCUGCAUGGACAGAGAGACGCCGAUGUGAUGUGGCUUGGGUUCCACAAGUUUGAGCAGCUGAUAGUGCGGCGUGCACAUGAGGAGCACAAGAAGAACUCCUGACUCGACAGACUCCGAAAGGGGGGAUCACUGAGCACCUUCUGCAUCAAGAUUCUGCAUGACAUAUUUCUACAUUGCUUCGUUUGAAGAGAUUGUUCCCUCUGAGUAGGCCUGCAUAUGCUCUCCCGGCCGAAACCGAACCGACAACGAAACCGCAAGCGAUGAUCGCAGCUGCAGGUGGUUUAUCAAAUGCAAAAACGUCUGGGUCUGGAAACUUGUGAUGCUAAAAGUGGAUGAUAGCCGGACUGCCGUAGGCAGCCAAGCAUGACAAAUUUUUGAGCUGCUAUGUGUUGCGUAUUCCGCAUGAGAAACUGCGUUUUUGCAUGACAGAUGACUUUGUCCAAACUUAUUCUACCUAGAGUUUGUCGAGUAAGUGGUUACCGUUUAAAGGUUUAGAGAACGACAGGGACGCCCAGCCCUUAGCUUCCCAACAUGACAGAUAGGAGAGGCUUUUCGUGCCCAUGCAUCACAGAUUCUUGAGUCAUGUCAGACAUGCAUCACAAAUGUAAGAAUCUUCCAGACCCAGACACUUUUGCAUUUGAUAUGGUUCAGCAGCAGCACCGUCUCUACCUUCGCGGCAGCCGACGAAAAACUCGAGCCUUUUUCUCUCUUGCUCCACCUUGCCGUCGAGCUUCGGGGUGACGGUUUACAAUGCGGUGUUCAAUCAGCGGCAGAUGGACUCCUUCUAUUUCUGGCGGUACUGCGGGCCGGGGGAAACCAAGAGCCUGAUCGACGCGGUGCGGUUUCUGAAAAUCUAUCCACUGCAAAUAUGUCUGGGUCUGGAAACUUGUAAUGCUGAAUGGUCAUGGUUGAGCGCGCCUUUAAGUGCAGUGCAGCAUGACAAAUUUUCUUUAUUCUUAUAUACGCUUUCUGUUUCUGAUCCUAGUUGGUGCGCAUUACAAACUACGACUUUUCACGACGAAAUUGCGGCGCGAUUGUUGCUUUUAUUCAAUUACAGAGUUUCGUCCUGAAAUGCUGGACACGCAAUACAGAUUCAACCUUUAUUCCCGACCCAGACAUAUUUGCAAUGCAUAAAGUCAAGGGGUGCUCGAUUUCCAUGCCGCUGAAGGCCGAGGUGAUUCAACAUCUUGACGAUGUCGAUCCGGAAGCCCGGGCGGUGAACAGUGUGAACACUGUGGUGCGUUCGGAAUCGCCCGAAGCGGAUGGCCCCGCAAGGCUGAUCGGGUACAACACGGAUCUGAUGGGGUUUCGCGAAAUGUUCCAAAAGGUUGGUCGGGACAACGAAUUCUUUUCGACGACCGCGGACGGCGGCGGGGAUGAGAUAUUGCAGCGCGACGUCAACGUGUUGAUCUACGGCAGCGGGAGUGUGACCGACAGCAUCCUCCACGUGUUGCUGACUAUCAGAUGCAAAUAUGUCAGGGUCUGGAUGGAAUGGAACUUGUGAUGUUCUGCGUCAGUCUCCGAAAAAUCUGUAAUGCAUGAGUAGCAAAUUAUGAAUUGAAGUUGUGCACUUUAUUUUGUUUUGCUUUUCGUUUCAUUUCUUGGCCGCCCUGAGAGAAAAUUGCUCAUGCGGAAUGGGCAGUGCAAAGCUGUCGCAAAACGUGUAAUGCUGCGCCCUGCAACCAAUCCAAGCAAAGCCAGACCCUCCGGGGCAUAUAAUGCCUGCGUGACUCUGGCUCUUCCCGACCCAGACAUAGUUGCAUUGGAUGCUGACCCUGCAGCAGCAACUGCAGACUCAUUCCGUCGGAAAUCCCCAGAAAAAACUCGCUCUGUUCCUCACCGCACGGGACCGCGAGAAGGCCGCUGCCAAGGCAAAGGCGUGGGCAUCCGAAGCAGGGGAGGUCGAGGUCGUGGAAUUACCCGAAGUAGAUGUAGUUGCGGAUACAACCGCCGUCAAAGCGUCGACGCGGCAAUACCAGGUUCUCAUCAACGCGACACCGAUGUCGCUCACCGCGCCACUCCCGCCUGCGAUCACCACCUUGCUGACCUCGGCGUGCUCCGAAUCGGACUGCACGUUGAAUGUGUUGGACCUCGUCGUGCCGGAAAAACAGAACCACCUAAAAGCCUUUUGCGAGGAUUCUCCCCCGCCGUCGGGGGCGCGAGGAGGCAACCUGCGAUACUACGGGGGAUUUUUGAUGUACCAGUUUCAGGUGUGCAAACUAUCCAGGAAAAAACACCCACCCCCAUCCAUUUUUUGCAUGACAAACAAAGGAGUUUUAUGCAUGUUUUGUAUGACAAAUUGGAUGGGGAUGGGUGUUUUUUCCUGGAUACAAACAGUUCGAACUUUACACGGGCCAGAAACUCACACCCAAGGAGGUGCGCGAGAUUUGCGCAAGCAGGGGGUUGCCGUAGUUUUAUCCUUGCAAAAGUAUCGUACUCGUAGUAAUUGCACUUAUGCAUUACAAAUCUUUUUCCUAAGGUCAAUCAGCAUUACAAAUUCCAUUUCUCAUGCUGAGGAAAUUUGUCAUGCAACUUACACUAGUACGAUACUUUUGCAAUGCAUAGGAUUUUUGAUGUACCAAUUUCAGGUGUGCAAACUAUCCAAGAAAAAAACUGUGUUAGUGUAACUUUCUGUGGCUGACAGCAUCACAGAUUUCCUCUACAUGAUAGAGAGAACCUGUCAUGUGUGGCUUGUAAGGCAAAACACACAUGGAAAAAGGACUUCAUGGCUGUUUGGCAUGACAGGCGUAAAAACUCUCUUGCAUGUUCUGCAUUACAACAAAGUUACACUUACACAGCUUUUUUCUUGCAUACAAACAGUUUGAACUCUACACGGGCCAGAAACUCACACCCAAGGAGGUGCGCGAGAUUUGCGCAAGCAGGGGGUUUAUCCUGUGCAAAAGUAUCGUACUCGUAGUAAUUGCAAACAUGCAUUACAAAUUUCUUUCUCAAGUCAAAUCCGCAUUACAAAUUUUUUUUUCAUGCUGAGGAAAUUUCUCAUGCGAUUUAUACUAGUACGAUGCUUUUGCAUUUCAUAGGGUUGCCGUAGUGCUAGUGGUGAUUGUAAGUACGCAUUAUGGACAGAGUACUUCUGAUGCUCAAAGCCAAAUCAUGUGAGAGUAUAGCUGCACGACAACUCUCCCCUCACUCGUCUGAAGUCUCCAGCCUGUAAGUCCAACAAGGAUCCUAAGCACCAGUAGCGAUAAAUUGCGUCAAAUACAGCUACUGUAGAGUGCUGUUGGAUAAAGGACUUGAUUUGAUUAAGUCAUUCGUUUUUUAGACUACGGAGACGGACAUUUGACGCGGACGAUGUGCCAGAGAUCUACAGGAAAACGUUGGGGAUGCUGUGUGCUGAAUAAAAUAGGAAACUUUUGAUGUGAACUGAAAGCACACGAAGUGUGCUGCGUUGUCGCCAUUGUUCGCCGUCUUCCCGGGUGUGGAG